CACUAUACUUCCCGGUUGGUCAGUAACAUUGAUGGUGGCUGCACUCCUGGUCCUCAGGGAGUGGGUGACUUCCAGGAAAGUGUGGACCCUUCAUGGCCUUCCACAGCUUCUGACUGGAUCUUUUCUGCACCUUCGGGACUGAGAAUGCUUCUGAACUACAUUUCCAAAGAGUACUUGAAUGUUGUUAAUGUGCCCAUCUACAUAACUGGGAAUGGGAUGCCAACAGAGUACGGUGGGGACACUUUCAAUGACACCAGCAGAAUCGAGUACAUGCGGGGUUACAUCAAUGAGGCCUUGAAAGCAAUACUCACUGAUGGAGUGAAUGUGCAGCGGUUCACAGUGCAGUCACUCAUGGAUGGCUUUGAGGGAAAACAAGGCUACAGUGAAAGAUUUGGUCUUCACUAUGUCGAAUUUGAAAAUCCUGAGAGACCAAGAACCCCAAAGCAGUCUGCGUAUUUCUAUUCACAAGUUAUUGAGCAAAAUGGUUUUGCUUUGAGCAAAGGUGAUGUUUAUGAAGGAGUGAAGAUGCAACUCCCUCACCGUGCACCAGCUUUACCACCAUCAGAGGUUCCAUCUAAAUCAAAGGUUGUCUGGGAGAAAUUCUCACACCAGUCGGAACUCCAGAGAAAAUUGUACCACUUUGGCAAGUUCCCACAAGACUUCAGUUGGGGAGUUUCAUCUUCAGCUUACCAGAUUGAAGGAGGCUGGAAUGCUGAUGGAAAGGGGCCCAGUAUCUGGGAUGUGUACACUCACACACCUGGCACUAUGCCUGCUGAUGCAAAUGGAGAUGUAGCCUGUGACAGUUACAACAGACUUGAUGAAGACCUCUACAUGCUGAGAGCUCUGAGGGUGAAGUCAUAUAGAUUCUCUUUGUCCUGGUCCAGGAUCUUUCCUGAUGGCACUCGUUCAUCCCUGAACCAGAAAGGUGUUGACUAUUACAAUAGACUCAUUAAUGGCCUGUUGGCAAAUAAAAUCACUCCCAUGGUGACAAUUUACCAUUGGGACCUCCCUCAAGCUUUGCAAGACCGCGGUGGCUGGGAGAAUGUAGACAUGAUUGACAUUUUCAAUGACUAUUGUGACUUCUGCUUUGCCGCCUUUGGUGACAGAGUGAAACUGUGGAUGACCAUCAACCAGCCUCACUCAAUUGCAUGGCUAGGAUAUGGGCUUGGAACGAUCCCACCAAGCAUUAAGAAUCCAGGAAUUUCACCAUACAUAGUUGCACACAACCUGAUCAAAGCUCACGCCAAGGCUUACCAUACAUAUGAUGACAAGUAUCGCACAUCCCAAGGAGGUUUAGUAUCCAUUGCUCUCAAUGCAGAUUGGAUUGAACCUAAAGAUGCCAAUGUUCCCCGUGAUGUGGAAUCUGCUGACCGUGCACUGCAGUUCCAACUGGGUUGGUUUGCACAUCCCAUUUUCAAGAAUGGUGACUAUCCUGAUGCGAUGAAGUGGCAAAUUUCAGCCAAAAGUGAACUCCAAGACCUCUCAGAGUCAAGACUCCCUUCCUUCACUGAAGAGGAAAAGAACUACAUCAAGGGAACUGCUGAUAUGUUUUGUAUAAAUCAUUACACUACAAAGGUAGUAACAUUUGCUACAGGAAAGCUUUCCCCUUAUUCAUAUGACGAUGACCGGGACGUGUUAGAAACAGAGGAACCUGAUUCACCAACUACGGCCUACGCAGGACAAAGAGCUGUGGCAUGGGGCUUGAGAAGACUCCUCAACUGGAUCAAGGAGGAGUAUGGAAAUCCACAGAUUUAUGUUACUGAGAAUGGAGUGCCUUCACCCUUUCCUAUCACAAUUGAAGACACAGACAGAAUAUUUUAUUACAAAUCUUACAUUGAUGAGGCUUUAAAGGCUCAAAAUCUUGACGGUGUAAACGUGAAAGGAUACAUGGCAACAUCUCUCAUGGAUUCUUUUGAGUGGAUGAAUGGAUAUAACUUUUUGUUUGGAUUGCACCAUGUUGACUUCAAUAACCCAAACCGGCCAAGGACACCCAAGCGCUCGGCUCACUAUUAUUGCCAGGUCGUAAAGGACAAUGGUUUCCUGGCAACAGAUGAUGACAAAAUACUUUAUGGAGAUUUUCCGAAAGAUUUUUGGUGGAGCACUUCCAGCUCCGCUUACCAGAUUGAAGGUGGUUGGAGAGCCGAUGGAAAAGGAUUUAGUAUCUGGGAUGAGUUUUCCCACACUCCUGGGAGUGCCAAUGGCGAUAAUGGCGAUGUUGCUUGCAAUAGUUACAACAAGCUUGAUGAGGAUAUCGAGGUGCUGAAGAAGUUGAAAGUGACCCACUAUCGCUUCUCUGUGUCCUGGCCCAGAGUGCUUCCUGACGGCACUAAUAAGAACAUUAAUGAAGCUGGACUCAACUACUACCACAGAUUACUGGAUGCUUUGAAAGCUGCAAAUAUUCAGCCCCAGCUGACACUUUACCACUGGGAUCUUCCAUUAGAGCUUCAGAAAGUAGGAGGCUGGGAGAAUGAAACCAUUGUCCAAAGAUUCAGAGAAUAUGCAGAUGUUUUAUUCAGCCGACUUGGAAGUAAAGUAAAGUUUUGGAUCACCCUCAAUGAAGCCUGGAUUGUAGCCAACCUUGGCUAUGGAUAUGGAAACUUUGCUCCAGGCGUUCAGGGUAAGCACUACAUUGCAGCUCACAACCUAAUCAAGGCCCAUGCUGAGGCCUGGCAUCUCUACAAUGACAAGUAUCGAGCGACACAAGGUGGUAUCAUCUCCAUUACCAUCAAUUCUGAAUGGGCAGAGCCAAGAAACCCAAAUAAGCAGGAGGAUUUGGAUGCAACCAGGCGCUACAUGCAGUUCUUUAUUGGCUGGUUUGCCCAUCCCAUCUUCAGGGGCGAUUAUCCUGAAAUAAUGAAAAAAGUCGUUCGUGAAAGAAGCCUCACUGCAGGUCUCCCUAAAUCACGGCUCCCAGAGUUUACCCCUGAGGAAGUCCAAAGGAUCAAUGGGACUCAUGAUUUCUUCGGCUUAAACUUUUACACUGGUGUUAUUGUAUUCCUUGUUGAUUAUGGAAAUGAGGACAAUUAUGAUGCUGACAGGGGGAUUACGUUCAUAUACGACCACACCUGGAUCGGCUCUGGCUCCUCCUGGUUGCACAUCACUCCAUUUGCAUUUAGGAGAAUCCUCAAGUUUAUUAAGGAUGAGUAUGGAAACCCACCCAUCUAUGUUACAGAGAAUGGGAUCUCAGAAAAAGGAGCAGUGGACUUGAAUGACGUCCAUAGAGAGUACUUCUACGAGAACUACAUUAAUGCUGGCCUUAAAGCCCGUGUUCUGGAUGGAGUUGAUCUGAGAGGCUACACAGCCUGGUCGUUAAUGGACAACUUUGAGUGGGCUUCUGGCUAUGCUGAGCGAUUUGGACUUUUCUUUGUGAACCGCUCAGACCCUGCUCUGCCUCGCAUCCCGAAAAAGUCAGCAUCUUACUAUACCUCCCUCAUCAACUGCAAUGGCUUCAAAGAUCCGGCCCUCGGACCCCAUGAGUGUUUGAACCCUGAAGCUGAAGCUACACCUGCAGCUACAGCCACAACUCCCUCGCCUGCAACUACAGCAGAGAACUCUGAAAAGACAACCAUGUCUGGUUAUCCUCUGGACAAAGUGGACUUCUUGGGUCAGCAGCUUUCAGCUGAUGAUGCUGAAGUGUCACUUUAUGUCCUGUUCGGAUUUCUCCUUGCAAGUCUCCUUGGCAUCAUCGCCGUUGUGUAUGUGCUCCUGGCAACAAGAAAGAAGUUGAAGAGAGCAUCUAAGGAAUUAUUUAAGAUGGACAGAAUGUGGACUCAUUCAAUGGACAAUAUGUCUCUCUUGAGGAAGAUUCUUCCUCUGUGUCUGAUAGCUGUAUAUGGCUGCCUGAGUCAGAAACAUGACCAUCAACUUGAGGCCAUGUUUCUUGCAGGCCCCAUGUCCAACAAACAGGUGACGGGCCUCAAUGGAGAAACAUCUGACAAGGCAUUGCUGGACACCUUUGACUGCAGUCAUCCCAUACCUCCUGAUUCUACAAAGUACUUUGAGUACCUCCAGAGCCGAGGGGUGACUCACUUCAAGGUACCGCUGUCAUGGACUCAGCUCCUUCCUUCAGGCCUCCCCAGCCAGCCCCAACAGGCUGUGGUUAACUGCUACCAGACCCUGAUGAAGCAGCUGCACCAGGUGGGACUUGAGCCUCUGGUCAUCCUUCAUGGAUCCACUGUACCAGACUCUCUGAGAUCAAGGUAUGGACGCUGGGAGAGCAAGAAGCUGGUACAGAUGUUUCAGCAGUAUGCAGAGUUUGUUUUUGUACAGUUUGGAGACCUGGCAAAGACCUGGAUGACACUGAGCAGCUUGGAUGAGCUGAACAAUGCUGACCUGCAAAACGCUCUUCAUGCACAUGCCAGUGUCUACCGCCGCUACCACCAACUGUUUCCAGAGAGAGAUGGACAAGUAUCAGUUGGGACAAAGGCCAGUAAAAUUCCAGACAUCUGUGAUACCCAACUGCUGACAUAUUUAGAUUUCCUGUCCAUUAAAGUUCAAUAUGACUGCGCCGCUGGACAACACUUGGCCAAGCAGCUACAAAGUGUGAUGGGAAAGUGUGGAGACACACCCAUAGUAAUUUAUGAGCUGAAUACUAUCAACUGUUCUCCUCAUCAGUUUCUGUCGGACACCAAACUCUUAAAGGAAGUGAGUAAUAGAGGCCAAACUAUUGUUGGAAUUGACAUGGUGAAUAUGUUACAUCUAGCUGACUGUCCUCCAAAAAGAGAUGCCUUGGACAACAGAAACAAUCUACUUAUGUCAUUGUGUUCAACGACUUACUGCAACACUUGGAACCAUUUUGCCACCAUGUCCUCAUCUGUAAGAGACGCCUUCCUGAAGGAAUCCUUCCCCCCUGGUUUCCAGUGGGCCACCUCCACUGAGUCCUUCAAAGUUGAAGGAGGCUGGAAAGCAGAUGGGAAGGGAGAAACCAUUUGGGACCGUUUUGGUCAUGAACAUCAAGCCUUUGAAAAUCAGACCAUUGAUUUAGCAUGUGACAGUUACAACAAGGUGGACUAUGAUGUCUACCUCCUGCGAGGUCUUCAAGUCAACACCUACCAGUUCUCCAUCUCCUGGGCCCGUAUUUUCCCCUCAGGCCACCGAGGAAGCCUAUCAGAGAAAGGGGCUCUCUAUUAUGACAAGCUGAUCGAUGCUCUCAUUGAAUCUGGCAUACAACCUGUUGUCACUCUCUAUCAUUGGGAUCUGCCCCAGGCACUCCAAGAUGCUGGUGGAUGGACCAACCCAUCCAUUGUUGAAGCUUUCAAGGACUAUGCAGACUUCUGUUUCUCCAGGUUUGGAGACAGGGUCAAAACCUGGAACACAUUCAGCAGUCCCUGGGUGGUGAGCCAUGCUGGGUAUGGCACUGGUGAGCACGCCCCUGGAAUAAAGGAUUAUGUGGUUUCUUCCUAUCAGGUCACCCACAAUAUGCUCAAGUCCCAUGCUGAAGCCUGGCAUGUCUACAAUGACAAUUACAGGAAGACACAAGGAGGGAAAGUGGGCAUUGCGCUGAACUCUGACUGGGCUGAACCCAAAAACCCCGCUAUACCUGAAGACGUAGCAGCUGCAGAUCGCUACCUGCAGUUCAUGCUGGGCUGGUUUGCACACCCUAUAUUUGUAGAUGGAGAUUAUCCUGCAGAACUCAAAACUCAGAUUGAACUGAAAAGAACUAAGUGUCCCAGCUCUGAGCCUGCAAGACUUCCAGUUUUUACUCCCUCAGAGAGCAAGAGGAUACUUGGAACUGCUGACUUUUUUGGACUGAACCACUACACUUCCCGGUUGGUCAGUAACAUUGAUGGUGGCUGCACUCCUGGUCCUCAGGGAGUGGGUGACUUCCAGGAAAGUGUGGACCCUUCAUGGUCUUCCACAGCUUCUAACUGGAUCUUUUCUUCACCUUCGGGACUGAGAAUGCUUCUGAACUACAUUUCCAAAGAGUACUUGAAUGUUGUUAAUGUGCCCAUCUACAUAACUGGGAAUGGGAUGCCAACAGAGUACGGUGGGGACACUUUCAAUGACACCAGCAGAAUCGAGUACAUGAGGGGUUACAUCAAUGAGGCCUUGAAAGCAAUACUCACUGAUGGAGUGAAUGUGCAGCGGUUCACAGUGCAGUCACUCAUGGAUGGAUUUGAAGGAAAACAAGGCUACAGUGAAAGAUUUGGUCUUCACUAUGUUGAUUUUGAAAGUCCUGACAGACCAAGAACCCCAAAGCAGUCUGCGUAUUUCUUUUCACAGGUCAUCGAGCAAAAUGGUUUUGCUUUGAGCAAAGGUAAUGUUUAUGAAGGGGUGAAGAUGCAACUCCCUCACCGUGCACCAGCUUUACCACCAUCAGAGGUUCCAUCUAAAUCAAAGGUUGUCUGGGAGAAAUUCUCACACCAGUCAAAUUUCCAGAGACUAUUAUACCACUAUGGCACAUUCCCACAAGACUUCAGUUGGGGAGUUUCAUCUUCAGCUUACCAGAUUGAAGGAGGCUGGAAUGCUGAUGGAAAGGGGCCCAGUAUCUGGGAUGUGUAUACUCAUACACCUGGCACUAUGCCUGCUGAUGCAACUGGCGAUGUAGCCUGUGACAGUUACAACAGACUUGAUGAAGACCUCUACAUGCUGAGAGCUCUGAGGGUGCAGUCAUACAGAUUCUCUUUGUCCUGGUCCAGGAUCUUUCCUGAUGGUACUCGUUCGUCCCUGAACCAGAAAGGUGUUGACUAUUACAAUAGACUCAUUAAUGGCCUGUUGGCAAAUAAAAUCACUCCCAUGGUGACAAUUUACCAUUGGGACCUCCCUCAAGCUUUGCAAGACCGCGGUGGCUGGGAGAAUGUAGACAUGAUUGACAUUUUCAAUGACUAUUGUGACUUCUGUUUUGCCACCUUUGGUGACAGAGUGAAACUGUGGAUGACCAUCAACCAGCCUCACUCAAUUGCAUGGCUAGGAUAUGGGCUUGGAACGAUCCCACCAAGCAUUAAGAAUCCAGGAAUUUCACCAUACAUAGUUGCACACAACCUGAUCAAAGCUCACGCCAAGGCUUACCAUACAUAUGAUGACAAGUAUCGUGUAUCCCAAGGAGGUUUAGUAUCCAUUGCUCUCAAUGCAGAUUGGAUUGAACCUAAAGAUGUCAAUGUUCUUCGUGAAGUGAGGGCUGCUGACCGUGCAUUGCAGUUCCAACUGGGUUGGUUUGCACAUCCCAUUUUCAAGAAUGGCGACUAUCCUGAUGCAAUGAAGUGGCAAGUUGGAAACAAAAGUGAACUCCAAGAUCUCUCAGAGUCAAGACUCCCUUCCUUCACUGAAGAGGAAAAGAACUACAUCAAGGGAACUGCUGACAUGUUCUGUAUAAAUCAUUACACUACAAAGAUAGCAAGUCAUGUUACAGGUCAGCUUUCACCUUAUUCAUAUCAACAUGACAAGGACAUGUCAGAGGCAGAGGAAAGUGAUUCACCAACCACAGCCAUCACAAACCAGAGAGCUGUGGCAUGGGGCUUGAGAAGACUCCUCAACUGGAUCAAGGAGGAGUAUGGAAAUCCACAGAUUUAUGUUACUGAGAGUGGAGUGGGUACAUUGACUGAGGUCACAGUCGAUGAUACAGACAGAGUAUUUUACUACAAAACCUAUGCUGAUGAAGCUUUAAAGGCUCAAAGUCUUGAUGGUGUAAAUGUGAAAGGAUACAUGGCAACAUCUCUUAUGGAUUCUUUUGAGUGGCUGAAUGGAUACAACUUUGGAUUUGGAUUGCACCAUGUUGACUUCACGAAUCCAAACCGGCCAAGGACACCCAAGCACUCGGCUCACUAUUAUUACCAAGUCAUGAAAGACAACGGUUUCCCAUUACCAGAUGAUGAGAAGAUACUUUAUGGAGAAUUUCCAAAAGAUUUUUACUGGAGCACUGCUAGCGCCUCCUACCAGAUUGAAGGCAGCUGGAGAGCCGAUGGAAAGGGAUUGAGUAUCUGGGACAAGUUUGCCCAUACUCCUUUGAGAGUGGGUGACAGCGAUAAUGGCGAUAUUGCUUGUGAUAGUUACAACAAGCUUGACGAGGAUAUUGAGGUGCUGAAGAAGUUGAAAGUGACCCACUAUCGCUUCUCUGUGUCCUGGUCCAGAGUGCUUCCUGACGGCACUAAUAAGAACAUUAAUGAAGCUGGACUCAACUACUACCACAGAUUACUGGAUGCUUUGAAAGCUGCAAAUAUUCAGCCCCAGAUUACGCUGUACCACUGGGAUCUUCCAUUAGAGCUUCAGAAAGUAGGAGGCUGGGAGAAUGAAACCAUUGUCCAAAGAUUCAGAGAUUAUGCUGAUGUUUUAUUCAGCCGACUUGGAAAUAAAGUAAAGUUCUGGAUCACCCUCAACGAACCCUACAUUGUAGCCAACCUUGGCUAUGGAUAUGGGACCUUUGCUCCAGGCGUUUUUGGUAAACAGUACGAUGCAGCUCACAACCUAAUCAAAGCCCAUGCAGAGGCCUGGCAUCUCUACAAUGACAAGUACCGAGCAACACAAGGUGGUGUCAUCUCCAUUACCAUCAAUUCUGAUUGGGCUGAACCAAGGAACCCAUAUAAGCAGGAAGAUGUGGAUGCAGCCAUGCGUUACUUGCAGUUCUUUAUUGGCUGGUUUGCCCAUCCCAUCUUCAAAGGUGAUUAUCCAGAAAUAAUGAAAUCAAUCAUUCAAAGAAGAAGCCUCGCUGCAGGUCUCCCUAAAUCACGACUUCCAGAGUUUACCCCUGAGGAGAUCAACAGGAUCAAAGGGACUCAUGAUUACUUUGGCUUAAACCAUUACACGACGGUCCUUGCAUACCCUUAUGAUUUAGGAAAUCAGCAGGAUUAUGAAGGUGACAGGGGUACUAGACAAACUCACGACCGCACCUGGAUCGGAUCUGGCUCCUUCUGGUUGAAAAUCACUCCAUUUGGAUUUAGGAGGCUCCUCAAGUUUAUUAAGGAAGAGUAUGGAAACCCAGCCAUCUAUGUCACAGAGAAUGGGAUCUCAGAACGAGGAGUAGUAGACUUGAAUGAUGUCUUCAGAAUGUACUUCUAUGAGAACUACAUUAACCAGGGUCUGAAAGCCCGUGUUCUGGAUGAAGUCGAUCUGAGAGCAUACACAGCCUGGUCGUUAAUGGACAACUUUGAAUGGGCUGCUGGCUUUGCCGAGCAAUUUGGCCUUUUCUUUGUGAACCGUUCAGACCCUGAUCUGCCUCGCAUCCCUAAAAAUUCAGCAUUGCGCUAUGCUACUAUCAUCACCUGCAAUGGCUUCCCAGAUCCUGCCAAUGGACCCCAUGAGUGUUUGAGCCCUGAAGCUGAAGGUACGCCUGCCCCGACUCCAGAGCCUGGCUAUCCUCUGGACAAAGUGAACUUCUUGGGUCAGCAGCUUUCAGCUGAUGAUGCUGAAGUAUCACUUUAUGUCCUGUUCGGAUUUCUCCUUGCAAGUCUCCUUGGGAUCAUCGGCUUUGCGUAUGGGUUCCUGACAACAAGAAAGAAGGUUAAGAAAGCGUCCAAGGAAUCAGUAAAGAUGGACAGAAUGUGAGGAAAACUUAGGAAGACAGUCAAAACCAGCCGGGGUUCUGUUCAACACUCAGAAGCUGUUUAUUUGUUACAAAAUGUGAUAUUAAAUUUCUUAUCAAGUUGGCUGGUAAAAUUGUGCUUGUAAAUUAUAAUUUAGUAAAUGCUAAAUUAAUAGGUGAUGACAGUUAGCAUUUUUAACAUGGUUGUAAUGUGUUUGAUUGAAAUAUCACUGGAUGUCAGAACUUAACACACCUUGAUUCACAUUUACAGUUUUGCAGUUACUUUAUUAUAUGCUUUUACCUCUACUGGCAGAAAUAUGUGAUACCAGAAACAUAAUUUCAGGGAUUCAUAUUUGAAUUUGUUUUGCUCAAUUAUACCAACUGAAAUAAAACAUUGAAUUUUAUUUUAUGUUUUGAAUUUGUAUAUCAUAAAUUUAAACUGUAUCACAAUAAACCUGAAACCAAAAACCUACA
Molecule: messenger RNA, 9928 nt
Organism: Amphiprion ocellaris (clown anemonefish)
Lineage: Eukaryota; Metazoa; Chordata; Actinopteri; Pomacentridae
Product: lactase/phlorizin hydrolase-like
Biological process (GO): carbohydrate metabolic process
Molecular function (GO): beta-glucosidase activity
Source: RefSeq, a predicted model, not a curated record